AUGCCUGAUAACCUAAAAGAGUUUCUUACUGACAAUAGAAAAUUGUCUGCAGAGGGAGAUUCAACUUGGAAAAAAUACAGAGAAGACAUUCUUGAUUGUAUAGAUUAUAUACUGAGUACUUUGCCAGAAGUAACUGAAGGAAGACCAGAAAAAGUUAGCAAUGAAUUAUGGCUAAAUUUUCAGAAGGUCCUAAAAUCAUUUCACAAUGACAAAAAGAACCAACUUGAGGACUUUAAUUCUCUCAUUGUUAUUGAUGACAACAUGUAUUAUCGAGGUAUGCGCUAUGACAUUUACCAAAUGGCCAGAAAACAUGGCUGCGGAUUUUGUCAAAUUUACUUGAAAAUAAAUGUCAAAGAUGCCAUUGCCAGGAACCAAAAUCGUUUGUCUCCAAUCCCAGAUCAAGUUAUUGAGACUAUGGCCAGCAAGCUUCAGCCUCCUUGUCUAGAUGCUAAAACUUGGGAAAUGCAUUCACUGUCCAUUGAAUCAGAUGCACUUCAAGAUUUAAAUGCCAUUUUUGCCUUAGUGCAAACAGCACAGGAACAUCCAGCACCCCCAUUUCAAGAUUAUACAGAUUUACGUGAAAUGCAGGCAAAAAAUCGAAGACAGUGUUCUGCAAGCUGUAUACACCAAGUUGACCAAAUUCUUCGUAGACUGGUAUCAGAGAAAAUGGCUUCAAUAAAUGCCAACAUUGGUGCUGUAGAAAAGAAGAAAGCUGCCUGCAAUGUAAGGGAAAUCAGAAUGAAAAUUUUGUCAGAUCUGAAGUCUGGAGAACUUGUGAUUCCAGCUGAUGUUGAAAAUGUUCAAGAUGCAUGCAGAAACAGCAGCAGUCAUUUGUAUGUGUGGCUGGAUGGAAUAUUUAAAUCUUAUGGCUGA
Molecule: messenger RNA, 873 nt
Organism: Acanthosepion pharaonis
Lineage: Eukaryota; Metazoa; Mollusca; Cephalopoda; Sepiida; Sepiidae
Source: the annotation of a GenBank genome assembly